Molecule: messenger RNA, 2089 nt
Organism: Epinephelus fuscoguttatus (brown-marbled grouper)
Lineage: Eukaryota; Metazoa; Chordata; Actinopteri; Perciformes; Serranidae
Product: ras-related protein ORAB-1-like
Exons: 6
Coding region: 401-1012 (203 amino acids)
Molecular function (GO): GTP binding; GTPase activity
Source: RefSeq, a predicted model, not a curated record
UUGCCACGUUUCACUAAAUGACGUAAUCCCUCUCCGGGCUUGACAGGUCGUUGUUGCAGUAACGACAUUCACUCAGUGAGAGGGUAAUCCAGAUAUCCACACGCAUCUCCUGUUUAUUCGCUUUAACAGUCUGAUUUCAAAGACAGGGUAUCCGAAAAACUAAGUCGCGUAUUUUGUGUUAUUCUUGACUUGGCUAACCAGCUGGCUAAUGUUAGCUGUUUCCUGGUUGGAGUUGCAGCCAUUUUGGAUUUUUACAGAGAAACAGCUAGCCGGUCGUGGCUUUGGGAGUAGUGUAAGCUAGCCACCGCUCCCGUUUUCAUCACUAAACACUGCUGUUUAUCUACAGUCAAGCAAAGGGAGACGUUUCACGAGGGGGGAUACACUAUAGAACGAGUCAACAAUGAAUCCCGAAUAUGACUAUUUAUUCAAGCUGCUCCUGAUUGGUGACUCUGGUGUUGGAAAGUCUUGCCUUCUUCUCCGGUUUGCAGAUGACACAUACACAGAAAGUUACAUUAGCACUAUUGGUGUGGACUUCAAAAUACGAACCAUAGAACUAGAUGGAAAGACCAUUAAACUUCAGAUUUGGGAUACGGCGGGUCAGGAGAGGUUUCGUACAAUCACAUCCAGCUACUACAGAGGUGCUCAUGGUAUCAUUGUAGUGUACGAUGUCACAGACCAGGAGUCCUUCAACAAUGUCAAACAGUGGCUACAGGAGAUUGACCGCUACGCCAGUGAAAAUGUCAACAAGCUAUUGGUUGGGAACAAGUGUGACCUGACGACAAAGAAGGUGGUGGAUUACACAACAGCAAAGGAGUUUGCAGACUCUCUGGGCAUUCCCUUUUUGGAAACCAGCGCCAAGAAUGCCACCAAUGUGGAGCAGGCCUUCAUGACCAUGGCUGCUGAAAUCAAGAAGAGGAUGGGCCCCGGGGCCACAGCCGGAGGAGGGGAGAAGCCCAACGUGAAGCUGACCCCCGGCACCACUGUCAAGCCUUCAUCAGGAGGAUGCUGCUGAAAGAGAAACCACUUACACUUUGCCCCCUCAUCCCGCCCUCCUCCUCGUCUGCAGGCCCAUCAGCCUGGCCGCCAUCCCCCUCCAACUCCACUGUGUCCCAGCAAAGCCCCCACCACAAGUAGACAGGACAGGGGAGACAUGGUUCACAUGUCUAUGUGAGAACAAGAUGAAGUUGCCUGUAUUUGUACUGUACAUAGUAUAGCCGCACUACCAAAAACAAAUAAAGCAUCCUUCUCGUCAUACUGUCCUGUUAUUGAUGACUAAUUCUACAGAUAGGUGAUCAUUCAACUCGGCCCUGACUCCCCAUCACCCCCGAUCUCAGACCUCUCAGAGACUAUUCUUUUAUUUGGCCCUCUGAAUGCAGGUUCAUGAGAAGUGUGUGUGUGUGUCUGUGUGUGUGUCUGUGUGUCUGUCUGUGUGUGUGUCUGUGUGUCUGUGUUUCUCUGCAUUCCUUCAGCGGGGUUGGUAAAUUAAUCAGUUUCAUUAAGGUUUCUGUUUGUAUGGACCUUUUCUGUUUCUUUUUUUCCUUCAAUGAUUAUUUUUGCUGUUUCUGUCAGCAUGUGUCUGUCUGUCUUUUCAGUCUGUCCCCAUUUGAAGGUGUUUUUUAUUUUUCUCACCAACCUCUGCACUGCAGUGUCUCACUGUCCAGCAUCUUAAAGUCCAGUGCAACAAUAUAUGUAUAUGUACAUAAAGAUUAUGUACAUAAAUAUAUAAAAUCUGAUUGCCAGUUCUGUAGUGUUCAGUUACUUCUUGGGAUAGUCUUGACUCUUUAUCUCUGCAUUAAAUUUGUGGCUGAAGACAACUGUAAGUUUGUUGCUCAACAUGUAACACUUAAACUGAAAAUAAAUAUUGUACGACCAGACUGUAUGAAAUGGAAGGACCUGUCUGCAAUUCUUGGUGAGAUGUGUAGAAAACCUGUUUGAAUUAUUUAUUCUACAUUCAUUUGGCAUAUCUACUGCCAGUUACAUAGGGUCUGUUUGCAAAUUGCUGUGUAAUCUCAGUACAGAAUUGCAUAUAUAAAAAUACAAUGUUCUCUUGUUUUCAUAAUAAAGGCAACUGAAUUCAGUUUGAAAGGAA